AUGUCGUCUGAAGAGCUACAAGUGCAAUUAGAUCAAACUAAUGCUCAACUACGUGAUGUCAGGGACGCCCUGGCUAACGUUAUUGCCGGGUUGCGCUCUCAUGUUCGUGCUGACACCGAGGCAUCGCCUGCCGAAUUCUUGUUUGGCACGACACUUCGCAUGCCUGGCGAAUUCUUUCUUGAAGGGGAUUUUACUCCUGAUCCUCGCACAUUCAUUGAGGAGUUUCGUGAGUUUAUGCGACUCGUCAGGCCUGUUCCAGUCACACAUAACCACAAGAGGCGCGCGUUUGUUUUUAAAAAUUUAUACGAAUGCUCCCAUAUUUUCUUACGCAAUGUUGUUGCGAAGGCACUCGAACGAACUUAUUCCGGACCUUACAAGGUUGUUAAAAGACUGUCCGAUAGGGUGUUUGAUAUCGAUAUCAACGGGAAAACGAAAAGCGUCUCGGUUGAGCUACUUAAGCCGGCAUAUCUCAUGUCUAAAGACUUGUUAGCUGAUACACUUGAUAGCGACCCUCCUUUAACCACCCCUUCGAGUCUAGCUGGAACCCAGGACUCGAAUGGUGCUGGCAAUUCGCCAGUCACCUCAUCCAGUUUGGCUGGAACCCACGACUUGGACGGUCCUGGCGAUUUGCCAGUACCAAUGGUUGAAAAGGUUUUAAAAACUUACGCUCGUAAAAAGCAAGAAUUCCUGAAUGAAACCCAAAAUGACACCAACAUCCCAUUGGAAAUUCAGCCUGGACUAAGAAACAAUUUACUCACCAAAAAUCUGCAUUUUAAAAUGUCUGGAAAAGCUUUUGUAGCAAAAUGGUCCCAUAUUGAGCAGCUAUAUUUCUUGGACACUGAAGACCAAGAACUGCGAUUAUGUCCUAAAUUAACUGAAGUACACGUUUUAAAGAACAAAAUUAAAAAAAUGCGAGUAAGCUGCUGUACACAGGUCUUCAGCAAUCAGGUCGGAGUGUAUAUGAAAAAGAUCCUUAGUUGGAAUGCCCCAGUUAAUCUUGAACGAGAAGCGGAAGAAACUGCCAAUUUAAUUUUAUUUUUCGACAAACUCUUCGACAGUCUGAAUUCGAGCAAGAAAUUUGGAAGCCCAGGGAAGCCACUUAAAGCAGGUGUAACUAAGGAAAGUACCCAUAUAUCGUUUUGGUAUGACGCCCUCAAAAUUUUGGAAACUAUGAAAUAUGAGGUACUUGAACCUGAAAAGACUACCACAAAUUCAAGAAAAAAUUUGAAAAAACGGUUUGUUGUAGUGCCAUCAGUAAAAAAUUUAAUAACCACCCUAAAGGGAUUUAUAUAUUUAUGCCGAAAAUUGUUAAAUAUUUAUCCAAAAACCUAUAUUUUAACUAGAGUUAUCCAGCAGGAUACUUUGGAAAACUUUUUUUCAAUGAUAAGAGGAUAUAGUUUUAGGGAAAAUACUCCAAGUGUCUCUCACUUUAUUACCUCAUUUAAGGCACUACUGACAAACAAUUUCAUGUCCAGUCACUCACCAGGAGCUAAUUGUGAGGAGGACGAAAGUGAGGGACCCUUGGAACAUUUAAAGAAUUUUUUAUUAGGAGAUGAUUUAGAUUUCAUAGAAGCUCGUCAAUACAUAAAUUGCCAUUUGACGGUGCCAGGUUCAUAUUUCAGCUUUUUAAUAAGUCAAGCCAUAUCUCGAUUGUUUUAUUUAAUACCAAGACUUUGUCAUACGUCCAAAAUUUCUUGUCUUUUGCAAGAUAUAUUAUUAAAAGAAUUGAACUUUUUUAGUUUAAAUUAUAUUAUUUUAAAGUAUAUGAUUAGAUGUUGUCUCUUUUUUUGGUGCAAGAAAGUUAAUUUAAUAUCGAAGGGAAAGGAUGCAAAAUUUGUUAAGCGAGGAUGGGAUAACAGUGUUAGGACAUAA
Messenger RNA from Anthonomus grandis grandis, 1872 nucleotides. RefSeq lists its product as uncharacterized. The transcript is spliced from 8 exons. The coding region runs from base 1 to 1872 and encodes 623 amino acids. The record is from RefSeq and is a predicted model, not a curated record. NCBI's taxonomy places the organism in Eukaryota, Metazoa, Arthropoda, Insecta, Coleoptera, Curculionidae.